CAUCGAAUUCGUAUUUUAGUUUUUUUUUUACUUUCGAGCGGGAGUAUCUCAGUGGGUGGCGUUCUGCGCGUGCAGUGAAUAUUGUGAAUAUUAGUGAUACUUGUGAGAAUCAAACGCAGCCGGAACAGAGACAGCAGACAGACAGACAACCGCUCGGCACGAAGAACACUAGGACGGAGGGACGCGCGCGGGUGUCGGGCGGAAACAAACACUAUUUCUGUGAUUUUUGAGUGUUUCGAGAGCCUUGCCCAAAUUUCUACUUUGGCUGGUUUUUUAUAGCAGCGAGCGCGGCGAGCGGCACGGAAAUAAAUCAGAGCACCAAGGUGCAGAGAUGUCGCGGCGAUUUGCAUAAUUUUCGGGUCGUCUCAGCCGCAGCCGCAGCCGCAGCCGCAGGCAAAAGUUGUGUAAGAUUGCGAACCGCAGGAGGCCCGGCUCGCCACCAAUGGACGGGGAAAGCCGUGGCAGCAGCACCACCACCCACUCACCCGCCUGCACCACCCCCCCAGCCGCGAGCCCCGCCGCGCGGGAAGCCCGAAGAACCUGUGAAAAUGUCUAGUGCCCACUACCAGGCACUCGAGCCACAGACUUCCGACGAGGACAACGAGGACGUGGAACGGCCACAGCACCAGCACAGCAGCCACCAGAACCACCCGCAUCCCAUGGUCCGCAAGGGGGGCGUGGCCAGGCGCCGCUGCAUCCUGCCCCUCGUGGGCGUGGCCCUGUUCUUCUCCGCCCUCUGCUACCUCACCCUCAGCGGGGACACCCGCCUCGCCCUGGGACUGGGCGGCGGCGCCGAGGACUCGGAGGAGGGGUCCCACCACGGAUUAGGUAAGCAAGCGGUCCCAGUGACCCGGCCCCCCGACUGGCCUUGGAGGUACACCCGCCAGAGCCCAGCAAGAGAAGAGUUCCGGGGCAGAAUCAAAAGUCAAGAGGUCGAGGUUUCGUUAGCCAAGCAAGAACCCAAAACCAGGCUGAAAAUGGCCCGCAGAAGGCAUCGCUUCAACCCGAAAAUCCAUGGUAUAAACUUCCGCCCACUGAACGAAAGCCUGCACGUUUGCAGCGAGAGCUAUGAGGAUCGCCGGCAGUUUAUGCAGGAUAAGCCACGUUCUGAGUAUGCACAGUUGCCCAUUAUAUACUUCGUUACUCCAACGUAUCCGCGCCGGGAGCAAAUCCCAGAACUAACCCGCCUGGCGCACACCCUGCUCCAUGUUCCCCGACUGCACUGGCUGGUGGCGGAUGACCAGGAGAAAUGCAACGCCUUCAUGGGCACGCUGCUCAACCGCUUCGGUAUGCCCUAUACCCACAUGGUGAGCCCCAUGCCCAGCAAGUUUCGGAACGAGAAGCCCGCCCCACGAGGCGUGGCAAAUCGCAGGGCCGCCCUGCAGUGGCUGAAGCAGCACAAUUUCACCAACGGCAUUCUGUACUUCGGGGACGAUGAUAACACCUAUGACCUUCGUCUGUUCUCAGAAAUCCGGCAAACGCAAAGGGUUUCAAUGUUCCCCGUCGGCCUGAUUGCCGAUUAUGGGGUCAGUGGGCCAGUGGUGCGCAAAGGCAAGGUGGUAGCUUUCCUGGACUCCUGGGUGGCUGGGCGGCGGUGGCCCGUUGACAUGGCCGGAUUCGCCGUGAACCUGGAGUACAUGGCUCAGUAUCCCUAUGUAAAUAUGCCGUACAAGCCCGGAUACGAAGAGGAUCUCUUUCUCCGCAGCAUCGGGCUACAAAUGAGUCUGAUAGAACCGCGUGGGAACAACUGCACUGAGAUUCUCGUCUGGCACACCCAGACGAAGUCCAAAAAACUGGGCAUGGUUCGCUUAGAAAGUAAAUAUUUGGACGAUCGCUCUAACCUGGGCGCCCUGCUUCUCAAUCUUAAACUAAUGGGCGUGGCCAGUACGACGGAAAAUGAAGGACGCAAUGCACUGAUCAGCAAGAACGGCAAGGAGAAGCCGCACUCUGCCAUUCUCAGCUGAGUCUCAGGGUCCAACAUCCUAAGGAGAGCACGAAUAAUACUCGUAGACUUAUAGAGCUAAAUGUAAAAUAUUUCGAUAACAAACCAAAUCUCGAAUCACCCGCUUCCUGUAUUCCAAGUAGUUUUCCGUUCUAGUUAUCAGUCCUUUUCGCACUGCACAAUAUCUAGGGUAUAUAACUUUUUUACGACUUGCGUCGGUGCUGCCUCUCUGUUCUCAUCCAAAUGUAGUGUUAAUAAUAAUUAAUAAUAUUUAUGUAUGUACUGUUAAUUAGUUGUAGAUAAGUUUGUUCGUAAUAGCAAGAUAAUAAUCACAGGGACGGCCACAAAGAUAGGAUCAGGACUUAUUUAAAUAGAUCAUAAACGCAGACAGUAGGUUGUAAAUUCGUUUACGAAAGUGGUCAAACCUUUCUAAUUCUACGUUCUAAUUUGCUAAGCAAAGUAAAGGCUUUUCUUUAUAAGCUAUUCAGAUAAAGACCUUAGGGAGCUUGUUAUUGUUGUUAAUCACCUCAUCGACUUGCAACACUAAACACAUAUCACAAAGCUCGGAGUAAAUGAUUUAGGCUUUACAUUAGUUUUCGAAAUUAUUAAAAGCAAGCGUCUUACUAAAGGGCAAUAAAUUGGAAUAAUUAAAAUUGGAACUAACCUGUAAAGCAGUCAUUAAGAUAGUAGGCCAUAAUGUAAAAGAAAUAAAGGCUAGUUUUAUAAAGCUUCAUCCAAAACAAUUAAA
Messenger RNA from Drosophila biarmipes, 2690 nucleotides. Its product is annotated as galactosylgalactosylxylosylprotein 3-beta-glucuronosyltransferase S. The record is from RefSeq and is a predicted model, not a curated record. Lineage: Eukaryota; Metazoa; Arthropoda; Insecta; Diptera; Drosophilidae. Gene Ontology annotation, molecular function: galactosylgalactosylxylosylprotein 3-beta-glucuronosyltransferase activity. Gene Ontology annotation, cellular component: Golgi membrane. The transcript is spliced from 5 exons. Bases 549 to 1964 code for a protein of 471 amino acids. Gene Ontology annotation, biological process: carbohydrate metabolic process; chondroitin sulfate proteoglycan biosynthetic process.